AUGCAUCGCACGCACAGAAUGCGUGUUUCUGUCAGUCUUCUUGCCGACAAUUAUGUUCCUCUUGAGUUAACUAAGUUGCUAUUUUGUGUUGGUUUGUCACUUGAGCCACAUUUGUGUGACCUUGUAAGAGAAGGGUUUUUGAGUGAUAAUAAAAUGAUUUACGACACAGUGCUGGCCAAAAGCUUUAGUCGUUAUGAGCAGAAAAGGUUGGGAUAUGGAGCAUUUGUGAGCUGCUUGUUCAUAGUUUUCAGUCUUUGCACUGUGUUUAAGCCUUACUUGGGUCCUGUGCAUGUGUUGAACCUGAAGCUCUUCAUAGGUGUUGACAGCAAAAUGCUGAUCACCAGCAGCUCUUCACAAAUAGCCGAAGUUGAAAGAAAAGAAAAAAAGAAAGAGGAAAUACUCUGCACUUCAGAAGAAAGAACAGAAUUUUGCCAAGCAAGGGGAGAUAUCAGAGUCCAUGGAAAAUCCUCCACUGUAUACAUUGCUUCAUCUAAGACAAAAAUGUUGGAAAAAAACAUGUCACGGAGUUUAAAGCCUUAUGCAAGGAGGGAUGAUGUAGAUGCAAUGAUUCUUGUAAGAGAAUGGUCGUUGAAGGCAGUGAAUGUUAACCAGAAAUUCCCCAAAUGCACCCAAAAUCACAGCAUUCCAGCUGUAUUGUUUUCUACUGGAGGGUAUACUGGUAACCACUUCCAUGAAUUCACUGACAUUGUUAUUCCGUUGUUUUUGACUGCUAGACAAUUCAAUGGAGAAGUACAGUUUAUCAUAACCAAUAAUCGUCCUUGGUGGAUUUCAAAGCACAAACCACUUCUUAAGAAGCUGUCCAACUACCAGAUUAUGGCAAUUGAUGAAGAUGAUGAAGUUCAUUGCUUCUCAAGGGUGAACGUGGGUCUCAAACGGAACCAUAAAGAGCUCAGCAUUGACCCUCAAAAGUACUCAUAUUCUAUGAAGGACUUCAGGGAUUUCUUGAGAAGUUCCUAUGCAUUGAAGAGAUUCAAAGCAACCAAAAUAAAAAUUGGCCAACAAGGGAAGCCAAAGCUCAUGAUUCUCUCAAGAAAAAGAUCAAGAUCCUUUACUAAUGCUGAUGAAAUAGAAAAAAUGGCCAAAAGUUUGGGUUUUGUUAUCAUUAUAAGGGAAGCAGGGGAGAGCAUGUGGGAUUUUGCUCAUGUGGUGAAUUCUUGUGAUGUGUUAUUGGGAGUUCAUGGUGCAGGUCUCACAAACAUACUUUUCCUUCCGGAAAAUGCAGUUUUCAUUCAAGUUGUGCCUUAUGGUGGAUAUGCAUUGGACUGGCUUGCCACAAAUGACUUUGGAAAACCCUCAAAGGGUAUGAACAUAAAGUACUUGGAAUACAAAAUAAGGUUGGAAGAAAGCACUCUUGUACAACAAUACCCGCCAGAUCACAUAUUUAUAAAGGAUCCCCCAUUGAUUGAGAAAAUAGGAUGGGAAAAAUACAAGUCUGUGUAUUUGGAAAAGCAAAAUAUAAAGCUUGAUGUUGAUAGGUUUCGGCCUACAUUGCAGACAGCCCUUGAGCUAUUGCAUCAAUAG
Molecule: messenger RNA, 1542 nt
Organism: Sphenostylis stenocarpa
Lineage: Eukaryota; Viridiplantae; Streptophyta; Magnoliopsida; Fabales; Fabaceae
Source: the annotation of a GenBank genome assembly